Messenger RNA from Notechis scutatus (mainland tiger snake), 2317 nucleotides. NCBI's taxonomy places the organism in Eukaryota, Metazoa, Chordata, Lepidosauria, Squamata, Elapidae. The record is from RefSeq and is a predicted model, not a curated record.
UGACUGAGAGAGAGAGAGAGUGACUGGAUCAAAAUCACCCAGUCUUCUGGUUUAUAGGCCAGCACCUUAAACCAUUACACCAAACUGCCUCUUCUAUGCCUCCUCUCUGCAGACAGCUGAUCAGUUCUGCCUGUGCCUCUUUUGAAACUUGCACACUGCAAAAUGAAUCUGGGGAAAACUACAGUAUUUUUGAAUUGUUCUCUAUAGUACCUUUUCCUAUCAUCCACACACAUAUCUGCUUAGUUCUAUUUUAAGUUAUAAACAGUUCAGAUGGACUUGGAGGUUAAAGGAAUUGCUGCAUCUCCAAAAAGACAAGUUCUACUAUCCUCUCAGGGUUGGAGGCCAAACACCAGAUUAAGCCAUGGUCCACGACCAGCGGAGGUGCCAUGUCUUGACUUGGGAAAGUUGGGAGAUUCAGAAGAUGAGGAUGGAGAUAAUGGAUCACUUUACAAUGCUGGACGACCUCACACUGGCCCUCCACAUAUAUCUUCAUCUUUUAGGAGGGACACUCAAUUACAAAAUACUCACCCUCAAUAUCAUAACAUAGAACAGGCAGCAAGGAGACCUGAUCUAAAGAAAAUUGAGCUUUCUUCAAAGGAGCAAAAAACAAUACCAGAAAAUCUGCCACUCCCGACAGACAUAUACAAGCUGAAAUAUCAGCAAUAUGAAACAGAAAUGAAAGAGGGUUAUAAGCAGUAUUCUCAGAGAGCUGCAAAAAAGAAAACAAAUAAUAACCUGUUUCAUGAACUUCCAGGCAAGAUAGCUGAAAAAAAGGAUUUACAGCCAGAAAAACAAAGAGUGGAUGAAUUCACAAUUCUUGAUGAGAAAGCCCUUUUACAGCAAGGUUAUACAAACAACCCAUAUACUAUGCAGCAUAGCAUAAGAAAAUUCGAUGUUGAAGAAGUAGCAGCAGAAAGAAAAAAACAAGCUGUGGUAGAACAAGUGAUGUUAGAUCAAUUGUGUAGAGCUGUGAUAAGUGAUCCAGAGCAAAAUGGAAAUUCAGAUAUUUAUAAGAUGGAUCCUGUUCUCCCUGGAUUAAGCACAGCACCUCUGCGCUUUAGAAAAAGAACAUUACAUGAAACAAAAAUUAAGACUAGGUCAGCACUGACGGAAAAUAUGCUUUCUAACAAAUUACGGUUUGAUGGUAGAUUAUUAUUAAGAAAUGGACGUGAUGCUUGUCGAGAACUGAUUGGAUUUUACUUUACUUGUGACAAAUCUUUAACUAUUUAUGAAUAUCGAAAGUUUGGUAAAAAUAGAACAAAUGCUCUACCAUUCAUUGUGAAGGGUAUUUAUAUGCAUCAGCGUGGACAGAAGAAAGGAAAACCAUAUACUCUUAAUGAUUUCUUUGUUGGGGCAGACCUAACUUUUUUGAGUCUCCAGCAUCCUGGCCUUCCUGAAAGUGUUAAGCAGAAACCAUUGUUUACAAUCCGUGUCACAAAUAUUGAUGAAAUGGCGAAAACUUUUCUAAAGACCUAUAAUGUGGAAAAUGAGGAAAAUCCUAUCAAGGAAGAAGAUGAUCGGAAGAAAACUUUGAGGAAUGUUCAAGAUAAUUUGAGAACAAAAUUAAGUAAAAGAGGAGUUCGUAUUGUUUCAGGACUAGGAAAAUAUUUCCGUGAACUGGACAAGAAGCAAAAUAGAAUUAUUACAAAAGCAGACUACAGGCAAGCAUUAAAAGCAUUUCAUUUAGAAGUGAUUGAAGAGGAAUUUGAAUCUUUAUGGUUAGUUCUACAUGAGGACAAUAAUGGUGAACUUGAUUACACUGAAUUUACACGUGCUAUUCUUGGAGAAAUGAAUGAAUACAGAAAAGCAUUUGUUAGGAAAGCUUAUAUGAAGCUGGAUUACAAUAAAAUUGGCAGGGUCCCUAUGGUAGAUAUAAAGAAAUGUUAUUGUGCUAGAAAACAUCCUCAGGUUAUAGCAGGUAAUGCAACACAGGAAGAAAUUAAAUCUUCAUUUCUCGAAACACUGGAGGAUGCCUGCAGCAAUCCCAGUGAAGUUUCUUUUGGUGAAUUUGAGGAUUAUUAUGAAGGAUUAAGUAUUGGCAUUCUGGAUGAUGAAGAUUUUAUUAACAUAUUAAGGAAUUCCUGGGGAAUUUAGAAGUGAAAAUUUUAAUGUUAAAAAUUAGGAAUAGAGACUCUGAACAUUUGUUAAAUUCUAAAUAGCUUUAAUAAAUUGGCCUUCCUCAUCUGAAGGUACAGUAAUGUUUAAAGCAUGGCUUGUUUCUUUUCCUGCAGCAUUAAAAUAGUAUUUUUUUUCUCAAAUUGCCUCAGACAAUAUCACAUGUAAAAGAAUAAUAUGUUUAAUCAAUGAAUUGUGAAAC